Messenger RNA from Tachyglossus aculeatus (Australian echidna), 526 nucleotides. RefSeq names its product histone H2B type 2-E. Gene Ontology annotation, cellular component: nucleosome. The transcript has a single exon. NCBI's taxonomy places the organism in Eukaryota, Metazoa, Chordata, Mammalia, Monotremata, Tachyglossidae. Gene Ontology annotation, molecular function: protein heterodimerization activity; structural constituent of chromatin; DNA binding. The record is from RefSeq and is a predicted model, not a curated record. The coding region runs from base 19 to 399 and encodes 126 amino acids.
GAUCGUUGUGCUAUCAAAAUGCCUGAACCAGCGAAGUCCGCUCCGGCGCCCAAGAAAGGCUCCAAAAAAGCGGUGACCAAAGCACAGAAGAAAGAUGGGAAGAAGCGCAAGCGGAGCCGUAAAGAGAGCUAUUCCAUCUACGUGUACAAGGUGCUAAAGCAGGUCCACCCCGACACGGGCAUCUCGUCCAAGGCCAUGGGCAUCAUGAACUCGUUCGUCAACGACAUCUUCGAGCGCAUCGCCGGCGAGGCUUCCCGCCUGGCGCACUACAACAAGCGCUCCACCAUCACGUCCCGGGAGAUCCAGACGGCCGUGCGCCUGCUGCUGCCCGGGGAGCUGGCCAAGCACGCCGUGUCCGAGGGCACCAAGGCCGUCACCAAGUACACCAGCUCCAAGUAAACCGACUGUGAGGCUUCUCACACCCUGAAACAAAAGGCUCUUUUCAGAGCCACCCACAGAUUUCAUAAAAUGAGCUAUAGUCAUUUGCUUGGUCCAGGUUUAAAAUGCUGCUUGCGUUUCCUUGGCC